GCGUCAACAUGUUAGAGCAAACCAUUAAUGGCCGACAAGUGAAUACUUCUCAGCAAUUUCCUUGUCAUUUUCGACUAAUCUUUAGCCUUUGAAGCGUGACACACAAAGAAAUUCGCACAUUUAUUGUGUAAUAUGUCGUCUGAUUCGACAGCGGGGUCAUCAGGUGGAAGUUCACCUGAGAAGAGCAAAAGGUUGCGACGUCCUCAUCCCGCAACUGAGGAAAGAUUGAGAAACGGAGAAUUUGAUCCUAAUCAGAACACAGCUCCAGUCAUGAAGUCUAAACUUUCUGCUGAUGCUCCAGAAUUUGUUCCAAAGUUUUCAUAUAUUCCACCAGACCAACAGCAGGAUGACUUAUACCAGGACUUUCAAAGAUUGGUCAGUAUACGACCUUCCCACCUCAGUGCAGUGACCACCACUGGGCCAUCCGGGAAAGACUCCAUUGCAGAUAUUUUUAAAGAUGCUGUAUUUAGUUUGACAUCGAAUCCAGCACCUAUGGAGGAGUACAUGAAAAGAGUAACAGACCUACUGAAUAAUGAUGUUACUGAUACAGCAGUUAUAAAUGAUAUUAUUGAAACAUUAUUUGAGCAGAGUAUUUCGGAGCCAAAUUUUCGUUUCACUGGAGCCAAGAUCUGUAAAUAUUUGUCCCAUCAAUUAAAAGGUCACCCUGUAUUUAGUAAUUUUAGAGGCCUAUUUCUUAACAGAUGUAAAUCAGAAUUUGUCAGACGACAAGAAUUGUUGAACAAUAAUUUAGAAAGAUUAUGCGGGCUUUCUAUGUUUUUUGGUGAACUAUUUUUAGUAUUAGAGAUUGAACACGAUGGAUAUUUGGUGAAGAUUGGCUUAUUAAGGAGUGCUAUAAGUGAUUUAUUAAGGACUUUAUUAUCCAGCCUGGAUGAUGUCACUGUAAAAUGUGCUACACAACUUCUCAAGCUGACUGGUACAGCGCUAAUGGAAACUACAGAUUUACAAGGAAAUUUCGAUGAUAUAUUUGACAAAAUAAAAUCAUUAGAAAAACAUCCACAACUGAAUAAGACUAGCCAUUGUUUGAUAAACUCUGUGUUAAGUCGACUAGAGUAUAACUUUGGUGUAGGUCAACAGCCAUCACCACAGAAACCAGUGCAGACAUUUCAGGGUGGUCAACAGUCAACAGACUUUGAUAAUGAACCAAUAUUUUACAACACGGAGGGACAGCCAAUCACAAGAGAGGAAGCAGGAUAUGAUGACAUUAUUGGGCUGAACAGCGAGGAGCAGGAGGCGUUCCUACAGUGGGAGGCGGAGAAUUAUGCUAAUCAGCAGUGGAACGAGCAGGGUGGAGACGGAUUUUCAAAUCAAGGGCAAUGGUCAGAUGGAGCAGCCAAUGGCUACGUACAACAGCCAUGGUCGACAGGAAUGUCUGAUUAUACACAGUGGUCGGCUGAUCAGGAACAGGGAGGGUUUGGAUAUAAUGAGGCCGACUUGUAUGGUGACUACAGUAGUGAUAUGGACGAUGAAAUGGCUGCCGCGUAUGAAAUGUUCCUGAAAGAAUCUGGACAAAGUAGACACUGAUAACAAGAUGCCCGUGUUUCAUGUACAUUCAAUAGUUUAUUUAUGUUUGCUUGUUGCAGGCUUGCCAAAGAACAUAAUUGAUGAUGGAUUUAAAUCAUUCAAAGUUUUUGCCCAAAUUGUAAGAAAAAAAAUUAAUUUGAAUUUUUUUUAUCCUAGAAAAAUGGUGGAAAGUGUAUUAGUUUGAAGGUACAUUAUCUUCAUAAUACAUUUGUUUUAGGGUUGUUUUUUUUUAAAGAAAUACCAUAUUGUUUCUGUUUAGAAAAUAACAAUUAAUGACACUUCAGUAAAAUCAUUAAAAAAAAGAAUAUGAUUAUUAGAUCAUAAUAAUGAUUUUUAUAAGUGAAUUGUAUCUUUUAUAAACAUAUUUUACAGCACAUUUUU
Molecule: messenger RNA, 1923 nt
Organism: Ruditapes philippinarum (Manila clam)
Lineage: Eukaryota; Metazoa; Mollusca; Bivalvia; Venerida; Veneridae
Product: polyadenylate-binding protein-interacting protein 1-like
Exons: 10
Coding region: 133-1542 (469 amino acids)
Biological process (GO): regulation of translational initiation
Molecular function (GO): RNA binding; protein binding; translation activator activity
Source: RefSeq, a predicted model, not a curated record